CUAGCUCGCUCGCCUUUAAUCGCACAUUGAACAAACAUUCAAGAAACUGCAAAGCUGAAAGUGACAAGGCUGCUCGCGCGGUUGGCGGGGAAAGGAGAAUCAGUUAGCAACAUAACCAAUCGGUGACGGCAAGCCCCACGAUUCAACACAAAAAGAAACUAGCCCAUUUUUAAAAACCUCUCGUAUAUAAUAUAGACGGCUACAGUUUAAAAUCCUGAUCUGGAUGAGGAAAUGAUUUCUGGAGCAUUUUGUGCGUGUCUCAGUUCCUGCGGGUGUUUCAAGGGGUUGUGAACUAACAGGACUAUGAAGUCUGCAUGAGUCCCUGAUAUACCAGCUGAUUUGUUUAUGGAGCUUUGGGCAAGGGCCAGACCAGUUCCUCCGCCCCCCUGCGGCUUCCCAGGCGAUGGUGCUGCCCCCGGCCCAGGGAGGACCCCGGCUGCCCCGGAGAGGCUGACCCAGGAGGAGGAGGAGGAGGAGGCUUGCCCCGCGAGCGCCCGGGCUCAGUACUAUGGCUGUGUACUGCUAUGCGCUCAAUAGCCUGGUGAUGAUGAAUAGCAGCAACGAGGUGAAGAGCGGCGGUAGCCGGAGCAAGACGCCUCCUCCCCGGGGGCAGGUGCUGCAGGUCCCGGAGCCGCACGGCGCCUGCUGCCCCACGCUCAGCCCGGGCGCCGGGAGCCCCGGCUGCCCCCGGAGGAGCUCGACCUUCCUCUUUCCCCCGGGGGAGCAGCCGCCGCCAGAGGAGCUGGGGAGCGCCAGGACUCCCGGGGGCAGCAGGCGGCCCAGCAGCCCGAGCUGGCUGGGAAGGGAAGAGCCGUCGCGGCCCCGCCACUGGGAGCUGCAGAACGUGCAGGUGAACCAGAAAGUGGGGCUCUUCGAGGCGCACAUCCAGGCGAGCAGCUCCGCCACCCCACACCUCAAGAGCCCGCGGCUGGGCAGGAGAUCGCCGACCCCCAUCCCGCCCCGCCGCAGCCGGCCCCCCGGCGGAGACCCACGGGAAGCGCCCAGGAAGGAGGAGGAGAAGGUCCGGACAAGCCCCUUUCCCUGGCCGGCGGCGCAGAGGGGGAUAGCACAGGAUCCAGGAGAGACAGGGAGGAGGCGUGAGUCCCCCGGGGCGCAGGUUUCCGGGGAGACGCAGAGGGGAGGUGGGCACUGUGAAGCGCAGAUUGCCGGGGAGAUGGAGAGGGGGAGCAGCACUCUCGGAGCGCGUUGUACAGAGGAGAUGAAGAGGGGCGGUGGGAUGCCCAGAGAGCUGGGAACGAAGGAGAUGGAAAAGAGCAGCGGGUCCUGCGAACAGGAGGGACCGGAGGAGACGGCGAAGUGGAGCGGGUCCCCCAGGGCUCAGAACUCAGAAGUGAUGGAGAGGGGGAGCAGUGGAGCGCGGAAAUCAGGAGUGAUGGAGAGCAGGGAGUGGGUUCACCCAGCGCAGGGCUCGGAAGUGAUGGAGCGGAGGAGCGAGUCCAGUGGAGUGCGGAGCUCAGGGGUGAUGGAGCGAGGUGAGGGAACCCAUAGCGUGCAGGAUUCUGGGGUGAUGGAGCGAGGAGAGGGGACCCAUAGCGUGCAGGGCUCUGGGGUGAUGGAGCGAGGAGAGGGGACCCAUAGCGUGCAGGGCUCUGGGGUGAUGGAGCGAGGUGAGGGAACCCACAGCGUGCAGGGCUCUGGGGUGAUGGAGCGAGGUGAGGGAACCCACAGCGUGCAGGGCUCUGGGGUGAUGGAGCGAGGUGAGGGAACCCAUAGCGUGCAGGAUUCUGGGGUGAUGGAGCGAGGAGAGGGGACCCACAGCGUGCAGGGCUCGGGGAUCAUGGAUCGGGGCAGGGUAGCCCUAGAAACUCAGGGUUCCGCAUCAACAGAAGAGGGGAGCGAGAACUGCGGAUUGCGAGGCUCGGACUCUUCAGCUGCCCCGGAACAAGGGAGGGGUGAAGAGCAGCAUUGUCCCCCCCGGACUGGCUGCUGGGGGGAGCUUGGGAGUCCACUGGCCUGGGCUGGCUCUGUGGAGGAGCUGUGCCCAGUGCCUGGGAGCUCCUUGGGAGCAGUGGAUCAAGCCUGUGCCCGGCUGCAGCAGGACCACCUUGGAGACCGUCAGCUGCUGGUGACGGCAGCACUCACAGAACAAAAGGGGAAACCCCCGGGGGAGGGCUGCUGUGGGAGCAGCAUCCCCGCUGUCAUCAUUACUGACCUAGGGGGUCAGGAGGAAGAGGCCGGGGAGAGCCCCCGAGUGAACAUGCCCAUCAGGAAGCUGUCUUCCUCUUCCGCUUCUUCCACUGGCUUCUCCUCAUCCUGGGAAGAGUCUGAGGAGGACAUCUCCAGUGACCCCGAGCGCACUUUGGAUCAAGCCCAGCCCUUCCUGCAGACCCUGGACCAGCACAAACCCAGAGUGAGCAAGUCAUGGCGGAAGAUCAAAAAUAUGGUGCAGUGGUCUCCCUUUGUUAUGUCCUUCAAGAAAAAGUAUCCUUGGAUUCAACUAGCAGGGCAUGCAGGUAGCUUCAAGGCUGCAGCCAAUGGCAGGAUACUCAAGAAGCACUGUGAAUCUGAGCAGCGCUGCUUGGACCACUUGAUGAACGAUGUCCUUAAGCCCUUUGUUCCUGCCUACCAUGGGGAUGUGGUGAAGGAUGGGGAGCGGUACAAUCAGAUGGAAGACCUGCUGGCUGAAUUUGACUCCCCCUGCGUUAUGGACUGCAAGAUGGGAGUCAGAACGUAUUUGGAGGAAGAGCUAACAAAGGCCAGAAAGAAGCCAAGCCUGCGGAAGGACAUGUAUCAGAAGAUGAUUGAAGUAGACCCCAAUGCCCCGACCGAGGAGGAGAAUGCCCUGCAUGCAGUAACCAAGCCCCGAUACAUGCAGUGGAGGGAGACCAUUAGUUCUACAGCAACCCUGGGAUUCAGAAUCGAGGGAAUAAAGAAAGAAGAUGGCACAGUGAACCGGGAUUUCAAGAAGACAAGAACAAAGGAACAGGUCACAGAGGCCUUCAGAGAAUUCACUAAAGGAAACCGUAACAUUCUGAACGGUUACCUUAAUCGGUUGAAGGGGAUCCGUGACACCCUGGAAACAUCGCCAUUCUUUAAAUGCCACGAGGUAAUUGGGAGCUCCCUCCUCUUCAUUCAUGACCAAAAGGAACAGGCCAAAGUCUGGAUGAUCGACUUUGGGAAAACCACACCACUGCCAGAGGGACAAUUCCUCCAGCACAACGUGCCGUGGGUGGAAGGGAACAGAGAGGACGGCUACCUCUGGGGGCUGGACAACCUCAUUGAGAUCCUAAUGGAAUUGUCACAGAGCGAGGACCUGCAUUAAAGCCAUAUGGCCAACUCCACCACUACCCAGCAUCCUGCCCCCCAAACUGACUCUUCUGAACUGCACUACAAGACACUUUCCAAGGCCCCCUUGCCCAUGUUAAAGCUAUAACUUUCCUAUUUAAGGUGGUUUUUAGUUUUUGUACAUAUGUAGAUCACCUGCCAGAACAAAUGCUGAACUUGAAACCUUGGCUUUGCUCUAUAGAUGGGAGCAGAUCGUGUCGCUCGUCGCAGGCGCCUGAGCAGCGAGCAGCUGUGGUCUGGUUGGCUAGGUGAACGCAUGCGCUUUCCAUAGCAUUUCUGGCUCUUAGUCAAUCUCUUUUGAACAAGAACGUACGUAGUGAGCAGUUGUGCAGCUGACGCGCCCUCCAGUUGAACAAAGAUGGUGUCCGAACCCUGAGUUCUGUUGCUCCUGAACUGUGUAAUUAAAGCCCUUCCUGCUAAGUGAAUGACAGAAUUUAUUCAGCUGUAAGGAUCAUCUGUCCUCUAGUGGCUGGUGUUGGUAACACACCAUCCUCAAAGCAGUCAAGGCUUCAUAGCUUUUAGAUUGCCAUUUUAAGUGUCUUAGGGUUUAUGGAAUAAGGAAGACACAGAUUCUGGAGAAGGUGAAGGCAGGGAUACCAGAUUGGGAGCGGUUUAGUUACGUUUAAUAACAUCCUUCGUCCUAGGAAGCUAGAGGUUUGGAAUCCUUAGGAGAUCUAGGUUUCUCUCUCUUCGAGCAACCUUGUUACCCACUUGUGAUUGUUCUGUUAUUUUCGAGUGGCCAUUGGAACUGCGAAGUCUGUUCUUGUCAAUAACCAAGUUUGGUGUGACUGUGGCUCUUACUAACCUAUUUGGUGCUGGAUGAUGAGCUUCCCUCUAACCACUGAGGUGGGCUGGCGUUGUCAGCUGUAGAUGUUUAUCAUGGGCCUGUCUUCAAAUUGAAAUCGCCUUUGAGCAACUUAGCAGUAGGGCAAUGUGCUGGCAUGUGAAGAUCUGAGACUGAUGCUCAGACCUCCUAGGCCAGCACUGACUGGGAAUACUGUGGAACCAAUAGUCUGAACCAAGACAACAAAGAAGAGAUUUCUCUUCUGUCUCCAGCGAUCCUGCUCCCAUUAUAGGAGCAACUUCCAGCCCUCCUAACCUGGGAUGGUGGCCUACCAUGUGUCUUGAAGCCUCAGAUGAGGCUGAAGGAGAGUGAAAGUGGCUAUAGAGACCAUUGUGAAACUUUAAAAAGGCUUCAAUGUUGGAGGAUAUUUCCUAGCAAUUAUCAAGUUAGCUGUCCUCUGCGCUGUGUAAGGCUAAUACUGCUAAGUGUGCAGAAAGGGAUGGGAACCCCUGGUAAAUCUGGGUCAGAAGAGAGUUCACAAGGGGAGUGGUCUCCAUUAUUUUUCAAUGCCUUUGAGCAUCUUUUGUAGUAUCCUUGUUACAAGCCCUUACGAUUGGCAAAUGCCAGGCAUACUUAUGGGUUCUUCUAGAACCAGUCCUGGCUACAUCUCAAACAGAAUUGCAUUAACUGAUCUAAAAGGUUUCUUUCAUGUGCAGGGCCGGCUCCAGGCACCUGCCAAGCAAGCUUGUGCUUGGGGCGGCAGAUUCUACAGGGCGGCAUUCCACCCAAUCCUAGGGUGGCACGGCCACGGUUUUGUUUUGUUUUGUUUUUGUUCGCCAAUCCGGCUGCCCUGUAGAGGGCGGCGGCGCGGAGGAGGGGAGCGCCCUGCAGCAAACUCGGCACGGUAGCCUGCGUCCUUCCCUCCCCCCCACCGGAGCGGUGCAGAGCCCUCCUGGCAGGUGGCGCAGCAGUCGAGGUCACGUGGCGAGUGCCCCGCUGAAGCGCUGGCUGCCCCCCUUCUCCUUCUCCUCCCUGCUCCCUCCCCCUCCCCUUCGCUAGCCGGGGCUCGUCUGCAGU
Gopherus evgoodei (Goodes thornscrub tortoise) is the source of this 5167-nucleotide messenger RNA. It is a transcript of the gene ITPKB, whose product is annotated as inositol-trisphosphate 3-kinase B. Gene Ontology annotation, cellular component: nucleus; cytoplasm. The transcript is spliced from 8 exons. The record is from RefSeq and is a predicted model, not a curated record. Lineage: Eukaryota; Metazoa; Chordata; Testudines; Testudinidae. The coding region runs from base 509 to 3283 and encodes 924 amino acids. Gene Ontology annotation, biological process: inositol phosphate biosynthetic process. Gene Ontology annotation, molecular function: inositol-1,4,5-trisphosphate 3-kinase activity; inositol tetrakisphosphate kinase activity.